AUGUUGUUCACUCGUACUCAGAUAAACAGUUUAUGGCCAGCUUUAGAAUGGAAAGAACUACAGCAUAUUACAUAA
Macrosiphum euphorbiae (potato aphid) is the source of this 75-nucleotide messenger RNA. The record is from the annotation of a GenBank genome assembly. NCBI's taxonomy places the organism in Eukaryota, Metazoa, Arthropoda, Insecta, Hemiptera, Aphididae.